This is a messenger RNA of Suillus clintonianus, 1269 nucleotides long. RefSeq names its product peptidase C13 family-domain-containing protein. Lineage: Eukaryota; Fungi; Basidiomycota; Agaricomycetes; Boletales; Suillaceae. The transcript is spliced from 7 exons. Gene Ontology annotation, molecular function: GPI-anchor transamidase activity. The coding region runs from base 54 to 1247 and encodes 397 amino acids. Gene Ontology annotation, biological process: proteolysis; attachment of GPI anchor to protein; protein localization to cell surface. Gene Ontology annotation, cellular component: GPI-anchor transamidase complex. The record is from RefSeq and is a predicted model, not a curated record.
CCGCCGAAUUGCCGUUAAUAUGUCUUCACUCAGCACUGUCAGUUGCGUUCUCCAUGCGUUUACAGCUGCUUCCCAAAGCCUGCCUGCUGUUGUUAGCAUGUUUCAUGACAUGCGCGGUUGGAACAUUUGGCUCUAGUGUAUCUGCUGACGAGCGCGCAGCUGAUUUCUUCGGCAGACAUGAUUCGGGGUCAGAACACACCAACAAUUGGGCAGUCCUGGUUUGCGCAUCUCGGUACUGGUUCAACUACAGGCAUAUGGCAAAUGCCCUUGGAAUGUAUCGUACCGUCAAGCGUCUUGGCAUUCCAGACUCCAACAUCAUCCUCAUGUUGGCAGAUGACGUAGCGUGCAACGCAAGGAACAAAUUUGCUGGCAGUGUCUAUGCAGAAGCUGGCCGGCACUUGGAUUUGUAUGGCGAGAACAUUGAGGUUGAUUAUCGUGGAUAUGAAGUUACUGUGGAGAACUUUAUACGUCUAUUGACAGGUCGGGUGGAUCCCUCUAUGCCACGGUCGAAAAGACUUCUGACAGACGACCGCUCAAACAUCUUUGUCUACAUGACUGGCCAUGGAGGAAACGAGUUCCUCAAGUUCCAAGACCAAGAGGAAAUAAGCGCAUUUGAUAUUGCUGACGCAUUCGAGCAAAUGUGGCAGAAGAAAAGAUACAACGAAAUUUUAUUCAUGAUUGAUACCUGCCAAGCAAAUACCAUGUACUCUCAGUUUUAUUCUCCCAACAUCCUUGCCACUGGGUCAUCCCAGAUUGAAGAAAACUCUUACUCCUAUGAAAAUGACAAUGACAUUGGUGUCUCCGUCAUUGAUAGCUAUACACAUUACGUCCUCAAAUUCAUGGAAGGAAUAAAUAAGACAAGCCAGACAUCUAUGCAGGAUUUGUUCAAUUCCUAUGACCCGGUGAAAAUUUACUCUCAUCCCGGCAUCCGCUCUGAUCUUUUCCGCCGUCCCUUGGACAAGACGCUUAUUACCGAUUUCUUCGGAGGCGUCGCACAAGCUGAAGUCUUUCCAUUGCAGGAAGUUGUGGGCUCAAGUAACCAUCAUGAGAAGGAUCCUGCGCUUCCACCUACCUCCCGAGAGCCAGACGCCCUGUCUGUACCGGUGGUAUUGUCGACGACUGUUACUUCCCUCCCGACACUGGCGGGUGAGACGAAUGUAUGGGAUAGCGGGUGGAAAGGAGUCAGAAAAUGGACUUCUGUCUUUAUCGUAGGAUGUCUUGUAUCGUGGGUUUCUUUUGUGCGGUAAUGCUAUAUCUAUUGUCCCAGUC